UGGUGGUGUUGGGGGGGAGUGUUGCGCUUGGUGAGGAGUCGCGCGUGAGCGGCGUCGCUCAUUCGCGGCUGCCGUGGACGCGCGCGUUGAGCUGCGCGGAUCUCGCAGUCGCUGCCCUCUCCCUCCCCCCCCAACUCUCGCAUUUAAACUCUCCCGUUGCGCGCCUUUCAACCGACGCCGCGAACAUUGAAAAACAAAACGAAACAUCAAAGUUUUGUUGUUGUUGAGCUUUUUGUUGUUGUUUUGCUCCUCACAUUGUUCUCACGAAUCGCCCUGAACCCGGGCCCCACAACGAGGCGGAAAUUCCCGGGGCCGCGUUAACUUUUUUUUAAAAGGUUUUUAUUUUUUAUUUUAGUUUUUUCAAGGCGCGCGAGAUGGAAGUGACUGCUGGUGAGACCGAGCACGAGAGGAUAUCGCGCGUAACGUUUAUUGCCAAUUAUUUACGCUGCUAAGAUCGCGUGUUUAAAAGUGUGCUCGCGACCCUUGAAGAGCACUCACGGGCACGGGCGUUUUCCUCAUCACAGCAAACACGAGCUGAGACUAUACGACGUGACAUCAAGAGCCUACAUCAGCGACAGCAACAACCGCGAACAUCAACUUCGACAGCAACAACCAAUAAAUAACAUCAACAAUCGGACAGAAACAAUCGCUACCAGCAACAACAACAACCACUGCCAUCAACAGCAACAACCAAUACAUACAUCAACAACAUUGUACAGCAACAGCCGCUACCAUCGACAGCAACAACCACUCCCAUCAACAACAUCGUACAGCAACCACCAAUAAAUAACAUCAACAACAUCGUACAGCAACCACCAAUAAAAAACAUCAACAUACAGCAACCACCAAUAAAUAACAUCAACAACAUCGUACAGCAACCGUCGCUACCAUAGGCAGCAACUACCUCCCAUCCACAACAUCAACAUCAUCAUCGACGGCAACAACCAAUAAAUAACAUCAACAACAUCGUACAGCAGCCGUCGCUACCAUCGACAGCAAGCAACAACAUCAACAACAACCUGGACAGAAAACAACAAACAACCACAACAAUAUCUUCUGAAUCGGUGCGUGUGACCACUUCUGGUCACGGUCCUCUGGCUGGUCGCCUGAGUAAGAAGUGACCGGUCACCUCAGUUAAAAAACUAAAGGAAUUGCUGUUUUUUUACGUGGUUACAAGGACUUCGCGUUUAUCUCAGCGCAUCGGCAGCCAACGAGAACUUCUUAUUCUUCUUCUUCUUCUCCAAGACGACCUCCUUGGGUUCGCCACGUCCCAUUGCGAAACCAGCUUCAACCGCUGCUGCUGCUGCGACUUCGACUGCUGCAAGUGUCUGGAGCUGUCUCGGUGCUCGGUGCAUUGUUACAUUGCAGGAUUCUCAGGAAUAGGGACGGCUUGGUGGAGGUCUUCAUCCAGUAGUGGAUUGACGGAAAACCGCACAUUGUGAGAAACAACACGAGGCAUGGCAGCUUCGGGAGGCCCCCAGCAGUGCGUGUCGCGUGUUCAGCUCACCAUUUCGUGCCGCAGCCUCCUGGACCGAGAUAUGCUCACCAAGUCCGACCCCUUCUGCGUGCUCUUCAUCGAGUGCGACAAGCAGUGGAUGGAGGUGGCACGCACCGAGACCAUCAAGAACACGCUGUGCCCAGACUUUUCCCGGAAGCUCGUCAUGGAGUACCGCUUCGAGGAGGUGCAGAAGCUCAAGUUCGCGCUGUUUGAUGAGGAUGCGCCCUCCGCCAAGCUGGUCGACCACGACUUCCUGGGCGAGAUUACCAGCACCCUGGGGCAGAUAGUAUCGCACAGAACGUUGACACGUCCACUGCUGAUGCAAGACGACAGACCUGCUGGCCGAGGCACCAUCACGAUAUCGGCCGAGGAAAUCACGGACAACAGAAUAAUCACCCUCAGCAUGGCGGGGCGCAAGCUGGACAAAAUGGACCUCUUUGGAAAAUCAGACCCAUAUCUUGAGAUUUACAAGCAGAGCCCUGAUGGCACCUGGAUGCUGGUGCACAGAACCGAAGUGGUGAGGAACACUCUGGACCCGACAUGGAAGCCAUUCACCCUCCACCUGCAGGUGCUCUGCAAUGGGGACCUGGAGAAGAACAUCAAGGCCGUGUGCUACGACUGGGACCGGCACGGUAGCCCUGACCUCAUCGGCGAGUUCUACGCCAACAUCAUUCGCCUCAAGGAGGCCACCGGCAGCAUGGAGGUGGAGUUUGAGUGCAUUAACAACAAGAAGAAACAAAAAAAGAAGAGCUACAAAAACUCAGGCAUCAUUAUCUGCAAGUCGUGCAAGAUAUCGCGUGACUACACCUUCCUGGAUUACAUCUUUGGAGGGUGCCAACUUCAUUUCACGGUGGGCAUAGACUUUACGGCGUCUAACGGAAACCCAAGGGACGCAUCCUCGCUGCACUACAUCAGCCCCACGGGCAUGAACGACUACCUGGCUGCCAUCUGGGCCGUGGGCCAGAUCAUCCAGGACUACGACACGGACAAGCUUUUCCCAGCAUUGGGUUUUGGAGCUCAGCUUCCUCCCGACUGGAAGGUGCACCAUGACUUUGCGCUGAAUUUUAACCCAUCCAACCCUUUCUGCACAGGCAUCGAGGGAAUCGUUGCCGCGUACCACUUCUGCCUGCAGAACAUCCGGCUAUAUGGCCCUACAAACUUCUCUCCCAUCAUCAACCACGUGGCCAGCUUUGCGCACACGGCCAGCGGGAGUGCCUCCGCCUCGGAGUACUACGUGCUGCUGAUCAUCACGGACGGUGUGAUCAGCGACAUGGAGGCGACGCGCGAAGCCAUCGUGAAGGCAUCGCGCCUCCCCAUGUCCGUUAUCAUCGUGGGUGUCGGCAACGCCGACUUUGAGGCCAUGGAGGUGCUCGACUCGGACGACCGCGUGCUCACGGCGCCUUCCGGCGAGGCAGCUACCCGCGACAUCGUCCAAUUUGUGCCCUUUCGCCAGUUCCGCUACGCCGCCAAGGAGGAGCUGGCCAAGAGCGUCCUGGCUGAGCUCCCCGGUCAAGUGGUGCAGUACUUCCGUCAGAGAAACCUGUCUCCGAUCAACUCGACGCACACCGACUGACCCUGUCCCAAGGAACCUCACCAUCUGCUGGGAGACUCAACGUGGCCUGUGCUCUUGCCAAUUCACUCAAACAAAGCUGGUUUUUCCUGGAAUCUUGCGGUGAAAACAAACCAAAACGAAAAAGUGUUAUCCUUGUUACAAUAUUUGGUACUUUUUAUGUCGCUAUUUUAUAUGUUGGAGCCCGUUAAUUUUAGUUUUGCACCUCCGAAUUUUUAUUCGUCAAGAGUCAGCGACGAUCUUCAGCGUUUGCCCCGACACUAGGCUCACGGCCGUAAAUAUUUCAAGCAUGCUUCGUCCCGUAACACUAAAGGAUGGAACUGCCCAUGCUUUAAUGACGUCGCUCAUAUUUGUAGGUACAGGUUUUACUGGUAGGAACCUCCUGGUUACACCAGCCCACAGGGGAUUUUUGUGUCUGUCCGUCGUGCAUCCACAAUUUGGAGGGGUGGGGCUGGGUGGAGAGU
This is a messenger RNA of Petromyzon marinus (sea lamprey), 3532 nucleotides long. RefSeq names its product copine-2-like. The record is from RefSeq and is a predicted model, not a curated record. NCBI's taxonomy places the organism in Eukaryota, Metazoa, Chordata, Hyperoartia, Petromyzontiformes, Petromyzontidae. Gene Ontology annotation, molecular function: calcium-dependent phospholipid binding. Gene Ontology annotation, biological process: cellular response to calcium ion. Gene Ontology annotation, cellular component: plasma membrane.